AUGAAGUCCGCCAUCAUUGUCUCUGUCCUGGCCGCCGCCAUUGCCAACGCCAACCCCGUCCUCGCUCGAGGUCAGAUGUGCGAUGUGGCUCCCACUGCCAGUGCAGCCAACCCACCGGCACCCAUCUCCUCUCCAGGAGCUACGACUGCCAGUGAAUGCCGUCAGCAAUGCGAGGCCGACAAGUCCUGCCAAUGCUUUGCCUUUGGCCUGCCUCCUAGUGCCACCGCGCCAAAGUGCAUUCUCUUCGCUGUGCCUGCCAGUCAGGUUCCUCCUCAGGGCACAAACCUGAACGUUUUCGAUAAAGAUUGCGCCGCCAACACCGUUCCCACGCAACCUCCAACGGCUGCCCAUCCCCAGGGCCCGGCAAAUGGAGACAGAGCUGAAAGUGGUGCUAAUGACGGAAGCGGCUCUGCCAAAGGAAAUGGUGCCACUUCGAGCAACAACGGUGCUGGAGCCGCGUCAUCAACCCAGAACACCCCGGGAAAACGAGCCAAUCUCUGCGGUGCUGCUCCAUCUGGCCCGUCUAAGAACCCCCCUUCUCCUUUCCGGAUUGAGGUCACCGUGCCUUCCCAGCAGGCCUGCUUAGACCUUUGCCAGCAGACCAACGAAUGCAAGUCGUGCGAAUUCGGCAAACAGACCGCCAAUGGUCCUAGGGAGUGCCUGCUGUUCAGCGUUCCCGCUGCCCAGCUCCCUCCCCUCUCCAAUGGACAGACGUUCAUGGCCUUCGAUGCCGGUUGCUAA
Molecule: messenger RNA, 741 nt
Organism: Trichoderma asperellum CBS 433.97
Lineage: Eukaryota; Fungi; Ascomycota; Sordariomycetes; Hypocreales; Hypocreaceae
Source: RefSeq, a predicted model, not a curated record